Symbiodinium necroappetens is the source of this 375-nucleotide messenger RNA. NCBI's taxonomy places the organism in Eukaryota, Dinophyceae, Suessiales, Symbiodiniaceae. The record is from the annotation of a GenBank genome assembly.
AUGCAGAGCGCCUCAAUGCGGCAGUUGGUUAUUCAGACGACCAAAGUGUCGUGCUGCAUCUUCCUUGGAUUGCACCUGCUGAUACUUCCUAUCUUCCUCGUCCUCGUGGCUGUUGUCUACGGCACGCUUCCUCGUAAUUGCCAGGACUCGUCGUGGCAAAACCGAUGCCAGAAAGCCGCCAGUUUAACGCUCGGCGAUGUCAUGCUAACGCUGCUCUAUCAGACCUUGGGGGUUGGAGGCUACAUCGACCUCAAGGAGAACUACUCUGAUGCCCCAGCGACACAACACGAUUGGGUUUUUCUUAUCGCAGCCUACUUGGGCAACUUGGCGCACGGCUUCAUUCACAUGUAUGAAGCAUGGCUAUCCCCGCGCUGA